Molecule: messenger RNA, 1677 nt
Organism: Aspergillus puulaauensis
Lineage: Eukaryota; Fungi; Ascomycota; Eurotiomycetes; Eurotiales; Aspergillaceae
Exons: 6
Coding region: 1-1677 (558 amino acids)
Source: RefSeq, a predicted model, not a curated record
AUGGCACAAGGUGGAACCCAGUUAUCUCUCGAGACAGAGGGUGCUACAGCAUGUCGGUUGCUGCGUCAUUUUACCAGACUCUCCCCUGAUCAGCAGAAGGAAUUGCUGAAACCCAGGGCAUUUAAUAAGUGGCUCCACAAUUCUCUGGAUAUUCAGAAGGCAAGCACGGCACGUGUAUUAGCGGUAAUCCGGCAUGAUACCUUCCGAUAUAUUACAUUAGAUUUAUGUGAAACAGACUAUGGCAAGAAAUUCUUUACCUGGUCUCUUCUCGAACGGAUUGUAAAUUCUAAACUGGACCAUAUAUGGGUUCGCGAGAUUAAGAAAUUUCUCGACUUCGGCCAUACUAUUUUCCAACAUCAUAUUAAUGAUAUUGUAUCUGAUGACUGGGUUAAGAUACUAGAACUCAAGCCAGAAGACUGGAAUAGUCAAUUACAAGUCCUGUUUUUCCCGACGUCUUGUGAUAAUAGCUGUGGGGAAAGUAACUCCAACUUUCCUGGGGCCUUCAUAACUUCCUUGAAGGAUUAUCCUGUACUAGGCUCUUCAGGUAUGCCUAUUACUGGAGAAAGUAUUAUACUCUCCCGACGUCCAGGCUUUCUUUCAAGUCUUUCAGAUAUUGAGUACCAAGAUAUAUGGCAAAGGCUUUAUAAUAUAAAGCCGUCUAUUAUCCCUACAUGGCAUUCAUGGUAUAUAAGUAAGAGGAAUAUUUCAUCAAAGGUUAUAAGUAUCCUGAACCAUAUUACUCGUUGGGUGCAACCAGACUGGGUUUAUCCGGAACGUGCAAGUAAGGAGCUGAAGGAAUUUUCCUGGGCAAACUACUUCACACACUUAUUAUGGAAGACCCAUAAUAAAUGUUCUACCUUGCCACAGUCAGCCUACCAUGAACAGGCAGAGGUUUUCAUUACUAAAUUAUGGGAUCAAGUAAAGUCUGAUCCACAAUGGUGUGACCCUUGUUAUGAAAAUCUGCUUCCGGUAUCUCUUCCAUCAGAAACCUUUAUAUCUGGAGGUGUUGAAAUGAAUGAAUACUGUCAGCGGUUCAAGCUAUCACAUUGGUAUCAGGUCUUAGUUCUGGUGGUAGUAUCAUUCCCUUCACAAUUAAGGGGCUCAAUGGAGCCACUAAAUGAUUUGGCUAAAGCAGGGGACUCUUUAUCCCGCUAUUCAAGUUGGGGGCUCAACAUUUGCCACGCCAAUUUCGAGCAUAACCAACAGUUACGCCUGCUUCCAGGACUGAAUACUCCUCCGAAUCAUCAAUAUAUUAUUUCAGAAGGAGACCUAUUUGGGGCAAUAGUACACUAUCGUCUACUAAAACAGGCAUUACUUGAAACUCAUAAUCCUGGGUUAUCUAGUUCUAUAACAACGGGUAUCCAAUCCCUGGAUCAAUACAAGGCCGCGGUUAUCCUUCUAAAAGAAAAGGCAGAAAUUUUAAAUAAAUAUGGAUGGCAGGCAUAUCCAGAUGAUUGGAAUGAAGAUCUGGAGGCUUUUACUAUAUCUCAAUUACAGAGAUAUAGUAAAAGAGCAGAUAUAUGUCCUGGUUUUCUUACCACAACGUAUCCAAAACUAUUUAAGAACCCAAGAGGUAUAAUAUCAACCAAGCGGAAGGAAAUUAGUAGGGAUGAAGAUCAGUUAGAGAAGGAGGAUAAUCAUAUCUUAAAACAAGCAAAGAGAGACAGGACUCUAUAA